This is a messenger RNA of Dermacentor silvarum, 375 nucleotides long. RefSeq names its product histone H2B. The transcript has a single exon. Gene Ontology annotation, cellular component: nucleosome. Bases 1 to 375 code for a protein of 124 amino acids. Lineage: Eukaryota; Metazoa; Arthropoda; Arachnida; Ixodida; Ixodidae. Gene Ontology annotation, molecular function: protein heterodimerization activity; structural constituent of chromatin; DNA binding. The record is from RefSeq and is a predicted model, not a curated record.
AUGCCUCCCCAGCCGAGCGGUAAGGCCGUGAAGAAGGCCGGCAAGGCGCAGAAGAAUGUGCGCGCCACCGACAAGAAGAAGAAGAAGCGCCGCAGGAAGGAGAGCUUCUCCAUCUACAUCUACAAGGUGCUGAAGCAGGUGCACCCCGACACUGGAGUCUCCAGCAAGGCCAUGUCCAUCAUGAACAGCUUCGUGAACGACAUCUUCGAGCGCAUCGCCGCCGAGUCGUCCCGUCUGGCUCACUACAACAAGCGCUCGACCAUCACGAGCCGGGAGAUCCAGACUGCCGUGCGUCUGCUGCUGCCGGGCGAGCUGGCCAAGCACGCCGUGUCCGAGGGCACCAAAGCCGUCACCAAGUACACCAGCUCCAAGUAG